This is a messenger RNA of Lasiodiplodia theobromae, 1080 nucleotides long. RefSeq lists its product as uncharacterized. Gene Ontology annotation, molecular function: oxidoreductase activity, acting on NAD(P)H. The record is from RefSeq and is a predicted model, not a curated record. Lineage: Eukaryota; Fungi; Ascomycota; Dothideomycetes; Botryosphaeriales; Botryosphaeriaceae. The coding region runs from base 1 to 1080 and encodes 359 amino acids. The transcript is spliced from 2 exons.
AUGGACCAGGUGCCGACGACACGUACAGCGCUAGUCGUGCAGGGCCGAGGCACUGUCGAGUCAGUCGGAGGGUUGCCGCUGCCGUGCCUUUCGGAUGGCCAAGUGCUCAUCAAGACGGCCAGCGUGGCCCUGAACCCAGCGGAUGCAAAGAUGGUCAAAGCCGGGCUGCCGCUGAGCGGAGUUGCAGGCCUGGACUUUGCGGGCACAGUCGUCGCAACGCGGGCAAACGUGCGCGUGGGCGCCCGAGUGUGCGGCGUUGUCUGCGGAUACGACCAGAAGCGCCCCGAUGUGGGCGCCUUUGCUGACUACGUCGUCGCCGAAGCUGACUUUGUGCUUGAGCUCCCGGACGAUCUGGGCUUCGACGAGGCGUCGACGCUGCCAAUCGGCAUCCUCACAGCGGGGCUGGCGCUAUACAAGACGCUCAAACUGCCCCAUCCGCAACAGCACCCGCAAAAAGCGGGCCCAUACGCGCUCGUGUACGGAGCCAGCACCGCAACCGGAACGCUCAUCACCCAACUCCUUCAACGAUCCGGCCUCCACCCAAUCGCCGUCUGCUCGCCCCACAACUUCGACCUCGCCCGCCGUAGCGGCGCGACUCACUGCUUCGACUACCAUGCCGCCACCUGUGCCGCCGACAUCCGCGCCCUCACGGCCGACACGCUCGACAUGGCCAUCGACUGCAUCGCCACCACCCCCGACACGACGCGCCUCUGCUACGCCGCGCUCGGGCCCGCCGGCGGCCGCUACGUCGCGCUCGACCGCUUCUCGCCCGCUGCCCACUCCCGCCGGACGGUCCGGCCCUCGUGGGUCUUCGCCAUGGCCGCCUUUGGCACUAAUGUCGACUGGGUCGCUCCCUACACGAGCCCGGCCUCGCCUGCGACCCGCGCCUUUGCCGUGGCCUGGUUCAGGGAGGUCGAGACGCUGCUCGCAGGCGGGGCGCCGCUGCGCUGCCAUCCGCAUCGUGUCGUCGGUUGUGGCUUGGACGCCAUCCCGCAAGCCCUGGCUGUCCUGGGGGGCGGCGGUGUGUCGGGCGUCAAGCUAGUGUGCACGUUGUCGGAUGAACGGCAGGAGCGAAACUAG